UUAAAUCUGGUCAAUCAACUUCCCCUCCGUCCUUUCUUCGUAACCAGCCAACCUGGGACUGAAUAUACUUCACCUCAUCUGGAUGUCAUCGCGCACAACACUGGAGUCGUUAUCGAUUUACCAAUUUUCUCGUGAUUAUUUUCUAUUCCCUCUCGUUUUUCGGGUGCACUAUCAAAGAGAAUCUUAGAUGUUACGCUGAGAAAGGUAAUUGGAGUGCUUAUGAGACGUACAAAAGAAAGCCCAGUUGUAUUGUCCUACCUAAAGCGCUACAAAGAUAUGGAUUUCUUUGACAACUCUAACUGGUUUCUCACAAAAUCCUUGCUCUCUUUGUUCGGCGCCUGGCCAUUUCAAUCAUCAAGAUUUCUUGGUAUCCGCAGAUGUGCUGCAACAUUUAUCCUCUGCUCUUUGCUCGUCCCCGAGAUGCUGAGGAUGUCUGCAGUAUGGGGCAAUAUGAGCAUGUUCGCAGGAUGCUGCAGUAUGUUAACGCUGCAUAUGAUGACGAUGGUCAAUCUGAUCAAUUGCUUCGCAUUUUCAGAAACGGAAAAAAAAUUAUUGAUGCAAAUUAAGGCACAUCGACUAGCUCAUGUGUCUGAUGAGGAAAGUCAAUUGUUCCAGGCUCAUGACGGUAGAAGCAAAAAGAUUACAUAUGGCUAUGUAUUUUAUGUCACUUUCACUACUGUCCUGUACAUGAUCGCCCCGACGAUCCCCAGGAUUCUCGAUUAUAUCGCACCCCUGAACGAGACUCGACCAGCGAUUUACCUAUACGAAGCCGAAUACUUCGUCGACCGCGAAGAAUACAAUAAUUGGAUCAUGAUCCAUUCGAUCUUAGUAACACCUGUGCCAGCAACAAUUAUUGUUGCAUUCGAUUUGUUAUACUAUCAUUUAGUCGAACAUGCGUGCAACCUGUUCUCGAUCGGAAGCAAGCGAAUGUCAAAAUUGCCGAAUUAUCUUGAUCAGCAAACUGGCCAGGAAAUAUCAGCGAAUAUAGAUGACACACGUGACUCAUUCAGAAAAUGUAUCAUACAGCAUGUAACUGCACUGAAAUUCGUUGGUGUCCUUGAAACUGUCUACACUAAAGCAUUAUUCUUUAUUCUGGGGAUAAAUAUGAUGAGCAUCAGCAUUGCAGGACUUCAGGCUGUCUCGAAACUUGAUGAUCCUAAGGAGGCAAUUCGAUUGGGUAUUUAUACGAUUGCACUCCUGAUUCAUCUGUACUUCCUCAGCUGGCCCGGUCAACAACUGAUCGAUCACAGCGAAUACAUUCAUACAGCAGCUUAUCAGGGAUGCUGGUAUAAUACUCCAUUGCACAGUCAAAAGUUAGUAAUGUUGACUAUGAUGAGGAGUUUAAAUCCAUGUAAAUUGACAGCUGGGGGAUUCUACAUCAUGUCCCUGCCAAAUUUUUGCGCGGUCGUGAAGACAUCACUUUCAUACCUGACAAUGCUCGUAUCUCUUCAAUGAACAUGAUUCAACAAAUUAAAACAUUAACGGAAAAUUGUUUGCCAGAACUUCCGAGAUCGUAUCAAAAAGAACUACCAAAUUGUUGAGAAUGUCUCAUUAAAUCUAGUGUCCACUUAAAAAUUACCAUAAAAUAUCCAGUUCAUAGCUCAUAUAGUCAGAGUUGAAUCGAAUUUGGGAAAAUAAACUUUUGGACAUUACAACCCGAUAAUAAUUAAUAGGAAAUUAAUGAUUCCACUUCCUUCAAUUUUUCUUCAUUCUCAAGUAAACGAGACUUUAAUUAAUUAUUUAUUCUGUUUUUUUCGUGUUAUUUUUUUCGAGUUUUAAUAAGUCAUAAUUAACCAUCUGGAGGACACUGUGUCCUACUCCUCGAUCACUCCUACGAUUUCCGAUCCUAUUCCUGGAUAUCGGAUCAAGUCUUAAUUCAUGUUCCAAAAUUUUUACCGCACGUCAACCUCAAUCAAUGUCCAAAAACAAUUCGUCAGCAACUGACAAACGUUUGAGUACUGAACAUAUGUCUCGUAACACAAUUAACUGAUCGAUACAGCAACCGCUAUACUACGCUUCUAACAACCGCAAUUAUGCUCUUUGUACUCCGGCAAAAGAUACGAAUUAAACUAAAUAAUUAAAUCACCUCAAUUGUCCUCCUCGUCAAGUUCUCCGAAAGUC
Molecule: messenger RNA, 2121 nt
Organism: Diachasmimorpha longicaudata
Lineage: Eukaryota; Metazoa; Arthropoda; Insecta; Hymenoptera; Braconidae
Exons: 9
Coding region: 220-1455 (411 amino acids)
Biological process (GO): sensory perception of smell; detection of chemical stimulus involved in sensory perception of smell
Cellular component (GO): plasma membrane
Molecular function (GO): olfactory receptor activity; odorant binding
Source: RefSeq, a predicted model, not a curated record